AUGGGCUUCUGCGCACUGCGAGGUGGUUCUGGUCCAGUCUGGCCACCUUCACUCUCUUGUCUUCUUCGCCUUCUCUCCGCCUUUGCUAAGAACACCUUGCAAUCUUGGCUUACCCAUCUCUACCACGUCUGCCGGCACGCCCACUCUGCUGCGACUGCGACAGAGCCCUUAUCUCCAGCCGAACGACCUAUCCACGGCCUACACGGCCCACCUCAGCAACCACCCCCGGAUACCCCGGAACCCCACUUUGUCCCCAAUCAGCGUUCGAAAUUUCGACAGGAAGCCGAGAAUUCCGGGCUCGGCACGUACUCCUACAACACUGGUACAAUGGCAGCGUCUGACGUUUCUGACCGAAGCACUCGUCCAUUCCUCUGGCACCCUUUGUCCCAAUCCCUCGACGGCAACAGAAUCGAACUCUACCUUGUCCCUUGCUGCUAG
Trichosporon asahii var. asahii CBS 2479 is the source of this 438-nucleotide messenger RNA. RefSeq lists its product as uncharacterized. The record is from RefSeq and is a predicted model, not a curated record. Lineage: Eukaryota; Fungi; Basidiomycota; Tremellomycetes; Trichosporonales; Trichosporonaceae. Bases 1 to 438 code for a protein of 145 amino acids. The transcript has a single exon.